This is a messenger RNA of Ostrinia nubilalis (European corn borer), 1281 nucleotides long. RefSeq names its product V-type proton ATPase 16 kDa proteolipid subunit c (gene VATPc). Gene Ontology annotation, molecular function: proton-transporting ATPase activity, rotational mechanism. Lineage: Eukaryota; Metazoa; Arthropoda; Insecta; Lepidoptera; Crambidae. The transcript has 3 exons. The record is from RefSeq and is a predicted model, not a curated record. Gene Ontology annotation, biological process: proton transmembrane transport. The coding region runs from base 151 to 618 and encodes 155 amino acids. Gene Ontology annotation, cellular component: proton-transporting V-type ATPase, V0 domain; membrane.
UGAACAUCAAUCGUCAUAUGACCCAUUCUAUCGAGUUUGCAAAGCUUGGGCCAUAUUUGUCUGUUCCAAAGUAGUUCCGUGGAGUGAGUGUGUGCAGAUAGUCAUCACAGUUUUUGGGACCUGUAAAUACUCCCACAUUUCAAGUUCAAAAUGGCCGAAAACCCAAUCUACGGACCCUUCUUCGGAGUUAUGGGAGCAGCGUCAGCUAUCAUCUUUAGCGCGCUGGGAGCCGCAUAUGGUACCGCCAAGUCAGGCACGGGUAUCGCGGCGAUGUCGGUCAUGCGGCCCGAGCUGAUCAUGAAGUCGAUCAUUCCUGUGGUCAUGGCGGGUAUCAUCGCCAUCUAUGGGCUGGUCGUGGCUGUCCUGAUCGCUGGUUCCCUGGACGGGCCAGCCAACUACCCCCUGUACAGAGGGUUCAUCCACUUGGGAGCGGGUCUCGCCGUAGGUUUCUCGGGUCUGGCCGCCGGAUUCGCCAUAGGCAUCGUGGGUGAUGCCGGCGUCCGUGGAACUGCACAACAGCCAAGGUUAUUCGUCGGAAUGAUCCUGAUCCUCAUCUUCGCCGAGGUGUUGGGUCUGUACGGGCUCAUCGUCGCCAUCUACCUGUACACGAAGCAGUAAGCUGUUCCCGCGCCGUCCCGCGCCCGCGCAAAGUCGUCGCCGGUAGCGGGCCGUCGACCGGCCGCGCGCGCCGUCACGAUGCUGCGACCCCGCGCGCCACGCCGCUACCUGUAUAAAUAUUUUUUCUAUUUCAAUUUUAUAAUAAUCACAAUCUUCGAAUCCCAAUCAUGUACCGACGCUACCGAGCGAUGACUGUUACUUUAAUUAUUAAUUUAUUACCGACGUAUCUUUGUGUUUCGGUGACAGGAGGAAUCGUCCGUCGACAUAUCACUUAAUUUGCGCGUCACAUCCCUCGCGAAUACCAUCUGACGAUAUCACUUUUAGAUUAUUUUAGCGUAAGGCGAAACUAAUGUACAGUUAGAGUAGAAAUUUAAGUCCAAACGAGUUAUCUUAAAUAAUUUAUGAACCGUUGAAACCCCCAGGUACUAUGUACCGAUAUUUCUAUUGCUGAGAAGUUGAGGUCAAACCUGGCUUGAUGUCGAUGUCUAACUACUGCUAUAUAGCUUUCAGUGUUAUAGUGGAUGUAUGUAUCCUAUUAUACUGUUAUGGGCCUGUGAAUGUUACUUGUACUCUCUCGAGUGACCACUGAGAUAAAUUCAAAAGCGAGUCACAAACAUUGUAUUGCCAGGAAUCAGUAAAUAAACAUGAUUUGUACAUUCCAUA